Apis mellifera (honey bee) is the source of this 5229-nucleotide messenger RNA. RefSeq names its product discoidin domain-containing receptor 2. The transcript is spliced from 17 exons. The coding region runs from base 505 to 3294 and encodes 929 amino acids. Lineage: Eukaryota; Metazoa; Arthropoda; Insecta; Hymenoptera; Apidae. Gene Ontology annotation, molecular function: ATP binding; collagen binding; protein tyrosine kinase collagen receptor activity. Gene Ontology annotation, biological process: protein phosphorylation; multicellular organism development; positive regulation of kinase activity. The record is from RefSeq and is a predicted model, not a curated record. Gene Ontology annotation, cellular component: signaling receptor complex.
CGGAUCGCGAGUUCAGUCUGCGACUGGCCACCGCGUGCGUAACGUCGUUCCCUCUGUCUUGCUUUUGUUUUGCUCGGGCAUCCCUCUCGUUACGAACGUCAUUCCUCCCCUCCUAUUCUUCCUAUCCUUUCCGUAUCCAUGUAUCAUCGUUGGACGUGUUUUUCGUCGAAAUAAAAAACUAUAUUCAUUCGUAUGCUUUUAUUAACCGUAUGUGGAUAUACGGGAUCGAGUCGAUCACGUGUGACGUCGCGGCGGACGGUGUUUCGACCGAGUUUGUUUCCAAGUGAAGGGAACGGAAUGAGGAAGGACUCGGUGAUCGACGAGGGGAUGGUUGUUCGAUCGGCAAUAGCUCGAUGCGAGUUCGGGAAACGAUCUUGAGGCGAUCGGAUGUGCAACGAGGCGCUACCGUCGAGGAUAACAAUAGGCCAGCUCCACAGCUGUGCUAGAGACACUUGAUUGGGCGAUUGCCACGAGCUUCCAUGAAGACACCGCACCUAGGCGACCAUGAAGACUGAUUGCCUGCCAAUAAUUGCCAAGUUCUGCGCGCUACUGACACUGUUCGGGCCCAGUCGUGAUGUUCGAGCACUCGAUAUACGGACGUGCAAUCAAUCCUUGGGGAUGGAGUCCGGCGACAUACCGGAUUCGGCCAUUACGGCCUCCUCGUCGUAUGUGACGAACGUCGGCCCACGAAAUGGCCGGCUGCGCAAGGAGACGGCCGGCGGCGCGUGGUGCCCCAAGAGCCAAAUAGAAAGAGGAAUUCGUGAGUGGUUGCAAGUGGAUCUCCCCGGCCCCCACGUGAUCACCGGUGUGCAGAGCCAGGGCCGUUACGAUCACGGCCGUGGCCAGGAAUACGUGGAGGAGUACACCCUCGAGUAUCGGCGUCCAGGGUUCGCCGAGUGGCGGCGAUACAAGCGGUGGGAUAACAAGGAGGUGCUGGCUGGGAAUACAGACACGUCGACCGUGGUGUCGCAUCGAUUGGUACCGGCGAUCUUCGCCACCCAGAUUCGAAUCUUGCCGCACUCCGAGCACAGGCGCACCGUCUGCCUUCGGAUCGAGCUGAGGGGCUGCAAGGACACGGGUGGGGUGGUGAGCUACACCAUACCGGAAUCCCCGACGAUCGAGCUGAGCGACAUCUCUUACGACGGUAAAAGGCAGGACAACUUGUUGACCGAUGGUCUAGGCCGGCUGAUCGAUGGAGAGGUCGGCGCGGAUAAUUACAGGCUGGACAUGGGAGAUGGAAGAGGGACGGGAUGGGUCGCCUGGAUGCGCGACACCUUCGUCGACGAUUACGUGGAGCUGGUGUUCGAGUUCGAGGUAAUCUGGAUCUUCGAGGCUGUCCACAUCUACACCAAUAAUUAUUUCUCCCGCGACGUUCAGGUAUUCUCGAAAGCGGACGUUUGGUUCAGCGUGGAUGGCGCCACCUACGAGGAGGAGCCAUUGUCCUACUCCUACAUACCGGAUAUCGUGUUGGAGAACGCGAGAAACGUCUCGAUAGGGUUGCACGAGCGCGAAGGACGGUUUCUCAAGAUACAUUUGUACUUCGCCGCUCGAUGGAUCAUGAUCAGCGAGGUGGUGUUCGACGGAACAAGACGCGUCCCCGUUCCAGCGAAUCCUUAUGAAAACACGACCGAGGAGUCAGCAUCCGAGCUCGGUAACGGGGAAAUUCCAAUGGACUCCGAGGUGGAUCUCGACUUGCAAACAAUUACAGUAGCGGGAGAGGGUCAGGAAUAUUUAGAGGUACUAAUAGGUGUUCUGACCGCCAUUAUCCUACUUCUCCUCGUGGUGUUCGCCAUUAUUCUCCUUCUGAAUCGGCGGCAAAAACUUCAGAGCUCGCCGACCGUUCUGAAAAAUCCAUUUGGAUUCGCCAUAAACAUGAAGGGCCUCCUCUUAAAUUUAACUCCCGGUGGAAUGCUGGCAGAGACUGCCAAUCACGUAUCGCCGGACAUGCCCGAGGACGGAAGUAUGCACGAGUCUUUGACAAUGGAACAAUUCAAUUCGCCCCUUGUCAGCCCGCAGUAUAAAUCUACGUACGCGAUAGUGGCCACUUCCGAAUCCCCCAAAGAGCUGAAGGACGUGAACGUCUCGGAGGAGAGCGUGCGACUCGACACGAGGCCGGAAUCGACCGUGGGUCCGCCCAGUUGCUCCUCGUCGCCGACCAACUCGCCCGCACGCCACUCUCAACACUACAGGACCCUCCAAAGUUACACGAGCCCAACUGCGAAACUCAAUAUCGCGGCCACGUCUAAUCACCAGCGGGACGUCGAUCAGAUCCACUCGAAACGCUGGCACACCGCGCCUAAGGAGAAACACAAGAUACCCGCACCUGUCGUCAGCUGGAACAUCGCGCCCAGCAUGAACAAACCGUACAAGUGCAAGGAGAUAGAGCCCACCAAUAUACCCCGCCAGUGCCUACGUACCACGGAGAAACUUGGCUCGAGGAACAUCGGCGAGGCGAUAGUGUGCGAGGCGGUCGGAUUGGAGGACGCGGUGGCGGAUGCGCCGAGAUUGGUGGUCGCUCGCGUGCCCGUGUGCACGGGCGACAUACGGGGCGGAAGUGCGGCGGACCAGAUAAGAGAGGUCCGAUUUCUGUCCAGCCUGUCCGACCCGAACGUGGCGCGGAUCCUGGGAGUGUGCGCCGUGGAACCAGUCCCGUGGACGAUCAUCGAGUACACGGAACUCGGUGAUCUCGCCCAUUAUCUCCAGUACAGUGUGCCACUUACGGGAACGCUUAGGCCAAGCUGCAAUUUGAAAGCCCUUAGCCAAAGCUGCCUGAUGUACAUGGGCGCGCAGAUAGCAUCGGGCAUGAGGUUCCUCGAGUCGAAGAAUCUCGUGCACAAAGAUCUGGCGGCCAGGAACUGUCUGGUGGGACGCUCUUACACAGUGAAAGUGACCGACAUAGCGAUGUGCAGCGACCUUUACAAGAAGGAUUACAGUGAUAUAGGCGGCAGACCGCCGGCGCCAAUCAGAUGGCUGCCGUGGGAAAGCAUUCUGUUGGACAGGUACACUUGCUCGAGCAGCGUCUGGUCGUUCGCCGUCACCCUGUGGGAAGUGAUGAGCCUGGCCAGGGAGAAACCUUUCCAGCAUUUGACCAACGAUCAGGUGAUACAGAACGCUGAACACAUGUACUACGGGGCCGAGUUGCAGAUAUAUCUUCCAAAGCCCACAAUGUGCCCGGAGGAGGUCUACAGGAUGAUGUGCUCGUGUUGGCGGAGGGACGAGACCUCGAGGCCGACCUUCAAAGACAUUUACACGUUCCUGAAAAACAUAAUCUCGGACUAUCGACCUGGUGCAUAAAGAGACUCGGGUCCCAGUUAACUGUGAUACACAAAUAAAAAAAAAAAAAAGAAUGGACAAAAUCUUCUUACGAAGCCGGAAGUGUACAAUCGUUAGUUUUAGUGCAUGCAGCGGAGCCGCGUCAAAUUUCCUUCUUCUUCUUUUUUUUUUUCAACGGAGGAAAGGAGAAAGGGAAAAAAAGGGAAAAAAAUCGCGAUCUGUCUAAGCGCUUCUUCCGUUCUCUCGUUUCUAUCUCUCGGCUCUUGUCGAUCGGGCAAAAUCGAGGGAGAAACUUCGGAAUUCUUCGGAAUUUUCCCUCUCUCUCUCUCGUUGGAAGAAUUAAAUUUUGCCCGAUCGCUCGACGAUCACCGUGAUCGCCUUGAUAUUUUCUAGUCAGCUCGGUCCUUCGAUUCCUAAUUCGAAAGUGCUGCUAUAUAUCGUGUACAGUAUACUGAACACUGAGCACCGAUAAGUCUAUCCACUUGUACAUACGAGACUAGAUAAACGAUGCCUAGGGUGAACGAUAGGAAUUUUCGCGGCGGCUGGUUCUUUUUCGCGAAGAAACAAGAAGAUCGUGUUCACUUUGCUUGUGAAAAUUCGAUUAAACGUUAAAGGAUCUACGUUUCAACAUAUUCUCUUCACUCUUGAUUGAACAAAAAAUUAUCUAUUGAAAACAAAACUAUAAUAUUAAAAUAAUAUAACGAUAUAAAAUUGGUCAAAAUUUUCUUUUUUGAGUCGAAUAUAAGAGACUUCCCUUCAAAGAUCGAUCCUCUGCUCGAAGGGUUAACAACAUAAUCGUAAUCAUUUUCAACAAAUAGAAUAAUACGUUUAAGAGACACCAGCUUCGCGAAAUUCCCUGAAUUAUCUUGUACAUUCGAAAGCCCGUCGUGCGUAGCGUAAAGUACUUACUUAUCGUUCCAUUGUAUUCCUUUCCGUUUGAGUGAGAAAGAGAGAGAAAGAAAGAGAAAGAGAGAGAGAGAGAGAGAGCUCACAUCUUUAGCGGGAGUAGAAACUCGAAACUUAACUCUGUUCUUCUCGAAAACCUAAACGCAUAAUAUCAUCACGCUCCUUCCUUUGAUUUACUACCAUUUAAGGGCAGAGUGGAGAGAGAGAGAGAGAUUAGAAGGCGAAAUCAUCACCAUUCUUUCGACCAUCGUUCCUUCGUGGAUGCGCAUCGUGGAUGAUCCUCGUAUCUUCGGUUUUGAAAGAUGGAUUCUCUAUCACCACCACGUUUCUCCAACUUUCGAAAAAUGUAUCCCUCUUCGUCAACGAUUUAGUUAGAAGCGCGAGAGUUAAAGGAGUGUGCGUUUGAAAGUAAUUUUUCCCUGAUUUAUUGCGCUGAGAAUGAAGUUUAUUAUUAUUAGACGAUCGGUUUCACAGUUCUCAACAUAUAAUCCCCAUUAACGUAAAAAAAGAAAAAAGAACGUUUUCUACUCUCAAAUUAUUAUAUUCGCAUCCUUUGAAUAAUUAUAAUACAAUAAUAAGUCGAAGAAAGUACAAACUGGAUGAAAUGAAAAAUAUGGAUAAAAAAAUGUGAUUGUCGAUCAUUCACGAUGCGUGUAUAUUCAAAUUGAAAAAUCUGUGGAAAUUCGCCUUCGAGGCAUAAUAAUAACGAUCGCUGCCACGAUAUCAAUGCCGUUCCGAAUUCCUGGCAAGAACGAAGAACGUUUGAACGGGACCAGUGUGAACCAACUCGUCGAUCGUGAUCGUGGAUCCGCGUGAACAAUGAAACGAAAUAGCACAGCUAUUAUAUGUUAUCAAGCCCGUAAUCGCGGGGGGGGAAAACUGGAGGAAACAGGAUAUGAUUCGCGGUUGGUUAAGUGCCAAACGGAGCGAGGCGUUCAAACGUUCCCCUUCCUCUGCGCGCACCUUUCUGUAAUUAAUUAAUUAAUUAAGAUGGAUUCAAGUAUACGUUGAAAUGAUUAACAAAUAAAGUACUGAGUGUUCCUUUCUGAA